Molecule: messenger RNA, 2628 nt
Organism: Saprolegnia parasitica CBS 223.65
Lineage: Eukaryota; Oomycota; Saprolegniomycetes; Saprolegniales; Saprolegniaceae
Exons: 6
Coding region: 1-2619 (872 amino acids)
Source: RefSeq, a predicted model, not a curated record
AUGGGCCGGCGCCGCACCGUGGUUGCGCCCGAAGGCAAGCGCACGAGCCUCGUGUACAGCAAGCCCAUCGUCGUGGCGCCGGUUGUGGCGCCCAAGGCGCCGGUCGCCGAGCUCGACAUGAGCGAGCGCAAGCGCCUCCUCGUGGCCAACGUGCCGAUCCUGACCAUGGCGAUCGCGGCGGGUGCGUCACGCACGCAGCUCAUGGACGCGCUCACGCCGCUGCACUUUCCCAAUGGCGCGUUCAUCGUCCGGCAGGGCGAGACCGACUCGGACAUCUACUUUGUCGAGAGUGGCACGAUCCAGAUCACGCGCGCGCGGCUCAAGAAGCUCAACAAGGACGACCAGCAGCAAAUCUCGACCCGCACCGAGUUCGAGUACUUUGGCGAGUCCACGUUUGCCUAUGCACUCGCCAUGCAGCGCACGGCCAAUGCGAUCGCGGUCGGCGACGUCAAGUGCUUUACGGUCUCGCUGCACCACUGCAAUAUGCACCUCGGCUCGGUUCGGGAUCUCAUGCGCUACCGCCUCCUCAUGCGCGAGAAUGGCGUGCUCGACAACCUCAACGUGUUUUCGGCGUUGACGCUCACCCAGCGCGGCCGCAUGCUCGGGCUCUCAACGCUGCGCGCGUACGACGAUGGCGCGCACGUCUGCAAGCUCGGCGAGAUUGACGACCAGUACUUUGUCCUUGUCGAGGGCGAAGCCAAAGUCUGCAUUCGACCCAACGGCGUUGAAGUCGAGCUGCUUCGAAAAGUGUCUUUUCAAGGGUUUGGGGAAAUGGGCCUUUUCGGCAAGCCGCGGACGGCCGAUGUCGUUGCGGUCGGCCCUAUCGUGUGCAUCGUCAUGAACCGAGAGAGCUUUGUGAAGGCGCAGACCGGUGCGGCCCACGACGCCGAUGGCGGCGCCUUAGCGACCAAUGUCUCGAACGAGUGGAGCAUGCUGCGGCGGCUCGAGGCCAUGCACAGCAACCCACGGGUCGUCGAGCACCUCGUCAAGUUUGUGCGCAAGUUCCAGUCGGUUCAGGCCCAGAAAUUCGCGGGCAAGACCAUGUACACGGAUCUGUACCGGCGCGUGUUUGCCAACCCGCGGCUCGCGCUCGGGUUCCCGUCCAUUUCGAACCGCAUCGACUGGUUCGACCCGAUCUCGGCGCGCAAAGUCAUCCGGUUCGAGACCAAGCGCAUUCUGAGCACGGAGCCGUCGCGGGAUCGCCCGCCUGACGACGUCGCGUUCCUCGGGCGGCUCGCCGAGACGUCGACGCUGCUCGAAAAGUUCCGCACCGACGACUCCAAGCGCGACGGCAAGUUUCUCAUGGCGUCGCAGCUGGCGCGGCUCAUGGAAUUUGCGAUCGUCCGGCGCGGCAAGUACAUUUUCAAACAAAACACGAUCGAAGGCAAGGCGUACAUGGUCCUCCGCGGCGACGUGAGCGUUGUCUUUGAGGACGGCGACGACAGCGUCGGCCAUGUGGUCGCGACCUUGACGGGCGGCGACAGCUUUGGCGAGCUCACGCUCGUCACCAACAUGCCGCGCUCUGCAUCGGCGGUCGCGGCCACGGACGUCGAGCUCAUUGUGCUCCAGCGCCGGCACUUUGCGCGUCUCCUGCCGGGCUUCCGCAUCCGCCACUACAUCAUCGAGCGGGCCGACUACCUCCACGAGCUGUACCCAAAAGCGGACCACAAGGCGUGCAUCCGCGUCGCCUUUGAUAUGGCUGAGGCCACGUACCACGCGGAGCAUAUCUUUCUGCGCCACGGCCACCACGCCCGUGGGUUCUAUCUCAUUCUCACGGGCGUCGUCGGAGUCUACAAGCCAGCAGUCGCCGAGAGCCGCGGAGUCGUGCACGUCGGCAGUCUCGGGCCUCGGCAGUUUUUUGGCGCCAGUGUGUUUGCGAUCCACGAUGUAGAGGGCGCGACGUACAUGGCGACGACGACCGUCACGGUGCUCGAGCUCAGCGACGCGAAAGCGCGCCGCAUGGACCUGCACAUGAUCCAAGCGACCACAGCCGCGUUGAAGGUCCGGGCCACGUACGAGGCGUCGGUGGUUGCGACAACGACGCCAGCGCUGUUGUUUGACCCGAUCUCGCCCUGGGCCUUUCUCGGCGACGAGAAGACGCAGCUGCAGCAUCAAGUCGACAACGUGUUGGAUGCAUUCCGCACGCAGAGCGGUGGCGCGCUGCGGGGGGAGGGUGCUACAAAGCAACAGAAAUGCGAGAAUGGCGAGCUCCGAAGUCCGCGCUUGACAGUGGAUGCAUCGCCGUGGACCGAGCCCGUGUUUCCGCUGCCAGCUAAAGACUCCAAACCGCUCCUCGGAUCGUUUUUGUCGCGGAAGCUGCAGAGCUACCAAAGGGUGACGGCGAUCGUCCCGGCCAAGACAGCACUGCUCGCGCCACUGCAACCACCGAUCGAGGUGACGCCAACGAGUCUUGCGGCGACACCGCGCCAGACAAAGCACCACCACCGGCGCGUGUCCGGACCGUGGCCCAAUGCGGCAGGAAAAGCAGCGUCGGCGCCCGAGCCCGAGGUCGACGACACCGAGGCCGACGACGACGAUUAUGUCAUCGACUGGACGACCGACGACUGCAGCGACGUGUGGCGAUUCGACCGCGUCCACGACGACAACCUGUAUUUAUGAAGGCACGGG